UCCAACUCAUGGAAGAUAUUUGGAAAGACCUCACCACUCUCCCCUCUGCCUCCUCCGCCGCCGCCGCCGCUCCUCCGCCGUAUCAGGAUCACCUCCACCUAGGCCUUCCGAAUAACAGUAAUACUGCUACUACUAACGAGACCUCAUCCUCAAGCCCUACUCCUCCUUUUGCCCUAAAUAUUGGGACGUACAAUUGCCCUAAAUAUUCCGACCAAGCCGUCGAACGGAAAAGGAAAAGGCUGAUAAAGAACAGAGAGUCUGCUGUCCGAUCCAGAGCUCGACGACAGGCUUACACGUAUCAUCUGGAGGCGAAGAUUUUGCUUCUGAAGGAAGAGAAUGCAGAGCUGAAGAAACUACAGAAAGAGCAAGAACAACAACAACAGCAGCAGCAGCCCCAGCAUCACAAAGAGGAUAUUAGGCCAAAGCUGCUCCAGAGAGCUGUAACGGCGCCGUUUUGAUUUUCAUUUUGAAGAAGAAACCAGCUUAGGUAAAGACCUACAAGGGAGGCAUUAUAUAUAUGUAUGCAUAUAAUAUCACUGGUCAGUGACAGUGAGUAGCAAGUUCACUUUUUUUUCA
This is a messenger RNA of Andrographis paniculata, 576 nucleotides long. RefSeq names its product bZIP transcription factor 46-like. Gene Ontology annotation, cellular component: nucleus. Lineage: Eukaryota; Viridiplantae; Streptophyta; Magnoliopsida; Lamiales; Acanthaceae. Bases 9 to 458 code for a protein of 149 amino acids. Gene Ontology annotation, molecular function: DNA-binding transcription factor activity. The record is from RefSeq and is a predicted model, not a curated record. The transcript has 2 exons. Gene Ontology annotation, biological process: positive regulation of DNA-templated transcription.